Dermacentor silvarum is the source of this 579-nucleotide messenger RNA. RefSeq names its product RING-box protein 2-like. Gene Ontology annotation, cellular component: nucleus; Cul5-RING ubiquitin ligase complex. Gene Ontology annotation, molecular function: zinc ion binding; cullin family protein binding; ubiquitin protein ligase activity. The coding region runs from base 7 to 324 and encodes 105 amino acids. The transcript has 3 exons. The record is from RefSeq and is a predicted model, not a curated record. Gene Ontology annotation, biological process: protein ubiquitination; ubiquitin-dependent protein catabolic process. Lineage: Eukaryota; Metazoa; Arthropoda; Arachnida; Ixodida; Ixodidae.
UUAAAAAUGGCAGACGAAGAUGACAUCGACAAGGAUGGAGAUAAUAACGGGCAAAAACCGGAUAAAAUGUUCGUUCUCAAAAAAUGGAACGCCGUGGCUAUGUGGAGCUGGGACGUAGAAUGUGACACUUGCGCCAUAUGUCGCGUUCAAGUCAUGGAUGCCUGUUUGCGAUGUCAACACGAAAACAAGCAGGACGAUUGUGUCGUGGUGUGGGGUGAGUGUAACCACUCUUUCCACAAUUGCUGCAUGUCCCUGUGGGUCAAGAAGAACAACCGGUGUCCUCUGUGCCAGCAAGAUUGGAUUGUGCAGCGCAUUGGAAAGUGAUUGUGAAUCGUCGCUUAUAGUCUUCAUGUGUGUGUGUACAGUUAUUUGUAUAUGAGUGUGUGCGUGUGAGUAAUACACAAGGCAUCCAAGUCACCAGCUGCCCUGUGACGGCCAGUAAACCUGAUACCACAAGGGAACUGCGGAAUGUGAUGCCAAGAAGAAAUGAUUUCAGUGUGUGUUGAUGCCUUUACACAUCUUUGUGAAUGUCCGAAGUAAAACAGAAUUGUUUUGAUGUCUACAAUUGUUGUUAAAUUA